Molecule: messenger RNA, 1450 nt
Organism: Prunus dulcis (almond)
Lineage: Eukaryota; Viridiplantae; Streptophyta; Magnoliopsida; Rosales; Rosaceae
Product: protein PLASTID REDOX INSENSITIVE 2, chloroplastic-like
Exons: 3
Coding region: 655-1191 (178 amino acids)
Biological process (GO): regulation of gene expression
Source: RefSeq, a predicted model, not a curated record
UCAAUGUUAUAUCAUUGGAGGACUGAACCAUGAAUAUGAUUUCCAACCUGUAAACUCCCCUAUGUUUCGAUCAAUGUUAUAUCAUUCGAACAGGAAGGUACCACCGAAGCAAUUAGAAGCGCAUCAUCAAACACAGGACUUUGAGCAAACAUAUGGUGAUCAUGAUUCAAAUGACUUACGCAUGUACCAGCAGUUGUACUACUAUGCAACUCAGUGAAAGAUAUAUAGGCUUGGGGGCACUGUAGGGAAGCUUCAUGGUUCAAGUCCUCCAAUGAUAUAACAUCGAUCGAAACAUAGUGGAGAAUAUAGGUUGGAAAUCAAAUGAAAACAAAGAUUGCACGUUUUAUUUUUUUAGGUUCACGUGGGUUUUAGUUUUGAGGGCAUUUGAGUCUAUUUAGGUGAGUGUUUUUCAAUUUUUGAAAUUUUUUUAAAAAUUGACAUUUAUGAAAAUAAAAGGUAAAUUUUGACUAUUUUUGAUAAAAACUCUUCUCUUGUCCUAAAUUGUGAAAAUGGCAGCUCNUCUACUCCCUGGGGCAGGGGUGAAAUUGUAAUAUAAGAAUAGCGAGGCUGUCAGCCUUAUAAUAAAAUCCCAUAAUUCCAAGAGCAGACAUUGCUAAGAUUUAGAGGAGGUUUUAGAUAAGAGAAGGGAAAGAGAUGAGCUGGAGUAGUGUAGCUCCGCUUCUAUCUGUAACUCCUUCAAAACUUGACUCAUCCUCUUCCUUCCUGCCUUCUUCUUCCUCUUCGGUUUCAAGUGUUAGGGUUUCGUUAAGCUUGUCAUGGAGAUUUAGACCAACUAGUGUCAGAUACCUUUCUUCAUCUUCGUCAUCUUUGUCGUUAAGAAAGCAAAUAUGCAGAGCAGCAGAAUACAAAUUUCCCGACCCAAUUCCUGAAUUUGCUGAUGAAGAGACAGAAAAGUUUAGGACCCAUCUCCUGAAUAAGCUUUCCAAGAAAGAUUUGUAUGAAGACUCUGUUGAAGAGGUCGUUGGGAUCUGCACUGAGAUAUUUAGUACUUUCUUGCACACCGAGUAUGGUGGUCCUGGGACACUCUUGGUAGUUCCUUUCAUUGAUAUGGCUGAUACUCUGAAUGAGUGUGGAUUACCUGGUGGACAGCAAGCUGCGCGUGCAGCAAUCAAAUGGGCACAAAAUCAUGUUGACAAGGACUGGAAUGAAUGGACUGGUGACAAAAAUUAACAGAAAGCUCAUGUUCUGCAAGAUUGUUUCUCUGUAGUUUGCUAGUGUAAGCAUAGGUUAUAUAUAGAGUUAGCCAAGCAGUUUUGAUUCCUGUUAUGCUUGUAAAACUGAUGACGAGGGAAAAAUUCGAAAGUCAAUUAGUUGCCUUCUGUUGUAAUGUUAUGCUGUGAAAAUGUACUCCUGGGGGAUGGGAGUGUCUACUUGAAGGGUUUUGGUCCAACCAUCAAUGAAAAGCUGCUCUUUCUACCUUAUGAUCUCA